AUGGCGGUCGCCAAGACGAAGAAGGCGCAACAGAAGCCAUGGACGACUGCUUUUGACACCAAGAGGCGACACGACCUCUUUUCUAACCCGCCCAAGGACAGCACGGCUUACCCCACGCUUGCCGCAGCUGUAGACCCCCACAUCAACUCCUUCAACAGCAUAUUCGCUGCAGGCGGACAGCUUGAAGAAGCACUCAAGGACAUCGGUACCAAGGUCUUCCUUGAUGGCAACCCGUAUGCGCGGCCCGAAGAGGUCGGCCAGAGGAACAGGCUCUCUGUGCGCAUACAGGACGUCUUCCUCGACAAGUCCGUCCUGCCGCCUUCGAACAAGGUUGCGCUUAAGAACCGCAACAUCUUGCCUGCCGAAUGCAGAGAGCGACAUGCCACCUACCGCGGCAAGUUGCGCGCACGCCUUGAGUGGAAGGUCAACAAUGGCGACUGGCGAGAGGAGGUGUGCGAUCUUGGCGCCGUUCCCAUCAUGCUGAGACUCGUCAAGGCGAAGGAGGAGAGCGAAGAGCUUGGUGGCUAUUUCAUCGUGAACGGCAUCGAAAAAAUCAUACGAAUGCUGCAGGUGAACAGGCGCAACUUCCCCAUGGCUAUCAAGCGAGGCGCCUUUACAAACCGCGGCCCCGGCUACACGCAAUACGGUAUCCUUCUCCGCUCUAUGCGCCCCGAUCAGACGUCACAGACAAACGCUCUGCAUUAUCUGAGUGACGGCAACGUCAACCUGCGGUUCUCGUGGAGGAAGGCGGAAUACCUUGUGCCCGUCAUGAUGGUCCUGAAAUCUCUAGUGGAAACAAACGACCGGGAGAUCUUCGAGGGUCUGGUUGGCGCAGCUGGCUCAGAAGGGCUUGCAGAAAAACAGUUUGUGACCGAUAGAGUGGAAUUGCUGCUCCGGACGUACAAGGUGUAUGGGUUACACUCGAAAGCAAAGACGCGGGCAUACCUAGGACAGAAGUUCAAGGUCGUACUACAGAUCCCAGAGGACACCAGCGACGAAGAAGCCGGUACUGAAUUUCUGCGAAGAAUUGUCCUGCCGCAUUUGGGCGCAUACCACAUUACACCCGCUCAGGAUGCUGACAAAUUCCGCAUGCUCUUGUUCAUGAUUCGGAAACUAUACUCCUUAGUGGAGGGCGAAUGCUGCGUGGACAACCCUGAUGCAGUGCAAAAUCAAGAAAUUCUGUUGGGUGGCCAGCUGUACGGCAUGAUCAUGAAAGAGAGACUAGACGACUGGCUCCAAUCGAUGCGUCCAGUUCUGCAAGACUGGGGACGUCGCACAGAGUGGAGGCCGUUCACAUCACAAGAGUUCCAGAAAGACUUCAUCUCGAAAAUCUUGCGAAGAUCCCAGACAGACAUCGGACGAGCCAUGGAGUACUUUCUGUCUACCGGCAACCUGAUCAGUCCCACGGGUCUUGAUCUGCAGCAGACUGCUGGUUUCGUCGUCGUGGCAGAGAAGAUCAAUUUCUACCGUUUCAUCAGUCAUUUCAGGAUGGUACACAGAGGCGCCUUCUUUGCGGAGCUCAAAACGACUACAGUCCGAAAACUGUUGCCGGAAAGCUGGGGCUUCAUGUGCCCUGUUCACACCCCCGACGGAGCGCCAUGUGGGUUGCUCAACCACUUUUCUCACAAAUGCAAAUUGGCGACACAGAACGUUGAUGUUUCAGCGAUCCCCAAGCUGGUCGCACAACUGGGCGUAUCUAGCAAGUCAUCCGCCUCAAUCGAGGCGAGUGUGGUCGUACAGCUGGAUGGUCGCGUCUUGGGCUUCUGCUCGCCAAAGCAAGCCAAAGUCAUUGCGGACACGCUCCGAUACUGGAAGGUCGAAGGCUCGCAUAACGUGCCGCUGGAGAUGGAAAUCGGUUAUGUUCCAAACUCAAACGGUGGCCAAUAUCCUGGUGUUUACAUGAUGUCGCAAGUCGCACGCAUGUACCGGCCUGUCAAGUAUCUCCCGCUCGAUAAACUCGACUAUGUGGGGCCCUUCGAGCAACCAUACAUGUCGAUUGCGUGUACAGACGCCGAGAUUGUGUCAGGCGACUCAACGCAUGUCGAGUACGACCCCACCAACAUCUUCUCGAUCGUCGCGAACAUGACACCAUUCUCCGAUUUCAACCAGUCUCCACGUAACAUGUACCAAUGUCUGUCCGCUGACCAUGAAGUGCUCACCAGCACUGGCUGGAAAGCUCUUCCAGCGAUCAAGGAUGCGGAUCAGGUAAUGACACUGGAUCUUCAAACAGGCACUCAGCAAUGGAACUCUGUCCAGGCUACUACCCGCUUCGCUCGCGAGGGAUCUCUCUACAGACUCAAGAGUGACGAUAUGGAUGCUGUCUGUAACGAGAGUCAUCGCUGGUAUCUCAAUACGAAGGACCAGCCUACUACCUAUACAGCAUUUACCACACAGCAGAUGUUGGACAACCAACUAGUUGCACUCAGAAAUUCUUCUGGUAAAGCAACAGAUCAGUGGAAUCAUGAGUCCGGCACAACUACCCAUACCAAUCACAACAUCCCUACUGUCGGACACAAUGGAAAUGUCAUGUUCUCGUGGCCGGAUUGUCCCUGGCUUCCCAGAGAAUUUGUCGCGGACGAAGCGUGCAAUCUGGACUGGUGUCGAUUCAUUGGGCUUGUAAUGGGUGAUGGUAGUAUCGACCACGUUACCGAUGCUCAAGGUCAAGAGCAUUAUUCCAUCCAGAUCCAUCAGCGUGCCGGAAAUCCUGCUUCUAAUGCCAACACCGAGGACGUUCUGGAGCGCCUGGCUGCGAAGCUCCCUAACUUCGUGGUACACCCAUCAUGCGUGUCUGGCGCCGAGGAGAAGCACACCUGGACCAUUAAUCACCGCGAUAUGUACCAUUUCUUCCUUCCUAUGAUGCGCGGACCGCAAUCGUCAGACAAUGAGCCUAUUAUACCUGUCCCUGCAGACUGGAAGACCGGCAACUGGUGGCAUCUUCGACGCUGGAUUAAUUACCCUUGGCUCUUUUCACUGGCCCAAAGUCAGGCUCGAGCCAUGAUCAAGGGUAUGGCGGCUGCCAAUGGCGACUGGAGCCUCUCAUUGAAAGCGCGAUUGGACACUGGCGACAGUGGUGUCGUGCGGGUAUUCAGUAACUCGAUCCCGCUGAUGCACGACAUGUCUGUGCUGGGCCUUUUGGCUGAUACUAGAGUCAACAUCGGUGUCGACCACAAAAAGGGGCAAUGCAGUUACAAGUACCGCGAUCUCGCCGUGGCCGCUCCCAAGCCGGAGGCAUACGACAAUCCUCGCCAUGAUGGGUUUGUCUAUUGUUUGACAGUGCCCAAUGGCAAUUUCUUAGCUCGACGAACUGUUGAAUAUAGCGAUAACGACAAGAUUCAGGAGGUUAUCGAUGCAGCGCAGAAGCCUUUCUUCACAGGAAACUGUCAGAUGGGUAAGCAAUCCAUGGGUACACCUGGAACAGCCAUGCGCUACCGAACCGACAACAAGACCUACCGAUUGCAGACUGGCCAGACACCUGUUGUGCGACCACCCCUCCACAACGAAUAUGGCUUCGACAAUUUCCCGAACGGGACCAAUGCCGUUGUGGCGGUCAUCUCAUACACCGGAUACGACAUGGACGACGCCAUGAUAUUGAAUAAAUCCGCACAUGAGCGCGGUUUUGGUCACGGAACAAUCUACAAAACGAAGAUUUGCGAUCUUGAGGAGGGCGCUCGGCGAAACCGGUCCGGCAGGACAAUCAGCAAGCUUUUCGGCUUCGCGCCAGAUAGUCUUGUCCCGGCUAGCAGGAAGGAGACACUUGAUGAGGAUGGCUUGCCCCGUAUCGGCACAUUGCUUCGCAAUGGUGAUGCUAUUGCCGCUUGGCAUACCGUCUCCUACGAUGCUGCAUCCGAUGACUACGUCAACCGUGACGCCAACACAAACUACUUCAAAUACAAAGAAGACGAACUCGCCUUUGUCGAAGAAGUCCGCAUCAUCGGCUCUGAAGAUGGAACUCAGCCUUGCCAAAAGCUCUCGAUCAAACUUCGUGUUCCCCGUUCGCCCGUCAUCGGUGACAAGUUCUCUUCUCGCCAUGGCCAAAAAGGUGUCUGCUCACAAAAGUGGCCGUCAAUUGAUAUGCCCUUUUCUGAAUCUGGUAUUCAGCCCGACGUCAUCAUCAAUCCUCACGCUUUCCCAUCUCGAAUGACGAUUGGUAUGUUUGUCGAGUCGCUCGCCGGAAAAGCCGGUGCGCUCCACGGUAUCGCGCAGGACUCCACGCCAUUUAGAUUCGACGAGCAAAACACCGCUGUCGACUUCUUUGGCCACCAGCUUAUGAAAGCAGGAUACAACUACUAUGGCAACGAGCCCAUGUAUUCUGGUAUCACGGGCCAGGAACUCGCUGCCGAUAUCUAUAUUGGUGUUGUGUACUAUCAACGUCUGAGGCACAUGGUCAACGAUAAAUACCAAGUGCGUACUACUGGUCCUAUCAACUCGACUACUGGACAGCCCAUCAAAGGAAGGAAGAAGGGUGGAGGUAUUCGUGUUGGUGAGAUGGAAAGAGAUGCGCUCAUUGCUCACGGUACGGCUUUCCUACUCCAGGACCGUCUGAUGAAUUGCUCGGAUUACACAAAAGCGCCUAUCUGCCGCGAGUGCGGAUCCUUCUUAUCAACAGCCCCAACGGUCAGCGAGUAUGGACGCAAGAAGGACCGAGGCGCUCAGCUCACGAUUCGAUGCCGCCGAUGCGCAAAGCCUGCCGAUGGAAUCACAAAUAAGGCGGAUGUCUGGAUGGACGGACAGGGUAUGCGUUUCCAAGGUGGCGAGAACAUUGGUGUUGUGGCUGUUCCCGGUGUUUUGAAGUAUCUGGAUGUUGAAUUGGCGAGUAUGGGCGUGAAGUUAAAGUUCAAGGUGGAGCCGUAA
This is a messenger RNA of Parastagonospora nodorum SN15, 4851 nucleotides long. RefSeq lists its product as hypothetical. The coding region runs from base 1 to 4851 and encodes 1616 amino acids. Gene Ontology annotation, cellular component: nucleus; RNA polymerase I complex. Lineage: Eukaryota; Fungi; Ascomycota; Dothideomycetes; Pleosporales; Phaeosphaeriaceae. Gene Ontology annotation, molecular function: DNA-directed RNA polymerase activity; ribonucleoside binding; DNA binding. The transcript has 5 exons. Gene Ontology annotation, biological process: DNA-templated transcription. The record is from RefSeq and is a predicted model, not a curated record.